AUGGCACAGGGGUCAAAUUUAUAUCAUCGUACUCUUCCCUCUAAGCAACGUAUGAAUGAUCAUAUCAACAUAGAGACCGCGAUCACCUCACCUGAUCAGGGCGAGAAAGAGGUGACGAAAAAGCGAAAACGAUCUUCAUCACGAAAAUACAAUUUCCCACCGGGAACAACACGCAAGGAAAGAAACAGAGUAUACAAAAAAGCGCAUUAUGCUUCAAUGUCACCUAGUCGCAAAGCUGAUUAUCUCGCAAAAGUGAAAGUAAGAGAAUCGAAACCAGAAGUGAAACUGGCCAUUUCUAUCAAAAGAAAAGAAUGGUAUCAUAAUCUUUCCAAAGAUCGAAAAGAGGAAUAUAGCAAAAAGGUGCUUGAAGCAAAGAAAAGACGGCUUGAAAGAUUAUCCGCUGAAGAACGUCAGGCGAAACACCUUGAAAGAAAUGCUAUAGAAAGAGAUAGACACAGACGAAAAAAAGCAGAAGCGCUCGCGAAAGAAAGCCAAACAUGAACGGGCAAGCUUGAGGUGGACAGCUUUUUGAAGAUUGCGAAAGCUAGAAUACAGAACCUUUCAG
Messenger RNA from Meira miltonrushii, 565 nucleotides. RefSeq lists its product as uncharacterized. The transcript has 2 exons. Bases 1 to 501 code for a protein of 166 amino acids. The record is from RefSeq and is a predicted model, not a curated record. Lineage: Eukaryota; Fungi; Basidiomycota; Exobasidiomycetes; Exobasidiales; Brachybasidiaceae.